CUGAGUCAGCCAAUAAAAGUGGGCUAAAAAAUAGAAGCAUCUACCAGGAGGUUGUACUUGUCACAGUCUAAAGAGAUGGUCAAACUACACAUCAAGAGAGGAGAUGAGAGUCAGUUUCUCUAUGAGACCAUCCUUCCCACCCUCAUGUCAGAGCUCAUGCUACAACUGGUGCGUCUGUUCAAUGGCAGGCUCAAAGUAGACAGGCUCUGUCAAGAGAUAGAGCUGUUGUCCCAGCAUGGAGUGUUGCUCCCUGGGAACAUGCAGGGACUGACAGACGAGCAGAUCAGUGAGCUGAAGCUGAGGGACGAGUUCGAGGAGGUGUGUGUGCCGAGUGGGGGCCACGUCAUGAACCCUGACCCCAUGGGACGCAGGAACGGUAGAGCACCCAAUGACAAGAUGAAAGAUAUCCUCAAAAGAACAGUCAGUGAAGCCAAAACAGCAAUAUCAAAGAACCAGGUGAAGGCUGGUGUGUGCUUGAGUGAGGAGAUGAUUCGUGAUGCCCUGGACAAGUUGAGGGGAGCAGUGACCAUUGUCUACCCCAUGAACCUCCCACCCUACGACCCGGUCAGACUCGAGUUUGAGGGAAAUGAGGAACUGGCAGGAACACAGGCGGGCACACUGGUGCUUGAGGAGGACAGUGCUCAGCUGUGGUGGGCUGGGAAGGCGUUGGCUAGGGACAAGAAACUCUCAGACUAUUUGGGGAGGAACGAGAAGACAACAAUAGUGGCUAAACUACAGAGGAAAGGUCAAGGUGCACCGGGGAGGGAGCCAGUGUUCUCAGAGGAAGAACAGAAGAAAAUGAUGGCCUACGCUUACAAGAAACAAGAAGAGUUCAAGAAGCUUGAUGCUGACUCAGAGGAUGGCUACCUGAACACUGGCUGGACGGACCCUCACUCCCUCAAGAAGCAGCUGGCUGGAGUCAGCAAUGUCAGCUGGAGACCAUCAUGAUAAUGAUGACAGUGACUUUAUGAUUAAUUAUGUACUGACUCUAUAAUAAUUAUUACACGUCUUUAUAAUAAUUACUCUUUAUUGUCAAGUUUGUGUUGUCAUAUGCAACAGUUCACUUAAAUGUUUUAUUGAUAUA
Halichondria panicea is the source of this 1084-nucleotide messenger RNA. RefSeq names its product cilia- and flagella-associated protein 298-like. The coding region runs from base 76 to 948 and encodes 290 amino acids. The record is from RefSeq and is a predicted model, not a curated record. NCBI's taxonomy places the organism in Eukaryota, Metazoa, Porifera, Demospongiae, Suberitida, Halichondriidae. Gene Ontology annotation, biological process: regulation of cilium movement. The transcript is spliced from 6 exons.